AUGCCUAUCUAUACUCCUCCACCUCUAGUCAAAAGAGUAGAGUAUACUGAAGUUUCAACAGCAACCUCAGACCUUGGACCAAACAACAAUGGCUACCUCCUCCUCCCCCUCCCAUACAUCAUGAAGCAUCGCUACGAGGACGAGGACGACGAACGGCGAGUUAAAGAAAGCACAAACCUGACGCAGUCGCCGCCGCCGCCUCCGAUGCACCACCACCCGUCGCGCGUCUUUAGCUGCAGGGCGGAGGAGCAGCUGCAGGGCGGAACAGCUGGAUACCACAUCGGAGAUGGCGCCAUCUUCCCACCUCAUCAUCAUCUUCCUCCUCCUCCCGACCUCCCGCUCCGCAGUAGCCCCAACCCGAGCUCCAAGUCGUCGAGCAGCCUCACCGCCGGCCACCUUCCGCCGCUCGCCGCCGCGAAUGGCGUAGUGGCAUCCGCCAUGGGCAUGGCGGCGCCGGGGAUGGCGACGGCGGACCAGUUCUGCCUACCGAGGAUGGCGGCUGCCGCCGCCUCGCAGCUGGAGAACUGGGGCGACUCGGGCGUCGUCGUCGGCAGCCCGUUCACCGACGACACCUCCACCGACCUCGACGACAGCGCCGACAAGCAGCGCCACCACGCUCUAAUGGGCUGCGGCGGCGGUGGCGGUGACGCCGGCGAGCAGCGUGGUGCGGAUUCCUCUGCCGUCUCCAAGGAGAGAACAGGGGAUCAAAAGAUGCAGCGGAGGCUCGCGCAGAAUCGCGAGGCGGCCCGGAAGAGCCGGAUGAGGAAGAAGGCAUACAUUCAGCAGCUGGAGAGCAGCAGGUCCAAGCUGAUGCACCUUGAGCAGGAGCUCCAGAGGGCAAGACAGCAGGGGAUCUUCAUCGCAACCGGAGGCUCCGGCGAUCACAGUCACUCGAUGGGAGGAAACGGUAGCUUGGCGUUCGAUCUGGAGUACGCGCGGUGGCUGGACGAGCACCAGCGGCACAUCAACGACGUGAGGGUGGCGCUGAACGCGCAGAUGAGCGACGACGAGCUGCGCGUGCUCGUCGACGGCGUGAUGGCGCACUACGACCAGGUGUUCCGGCUCAAGAGCUUCGCCACCAAGUCCGACGUGUUCCACGUCCUGUCGGGCAUGUGGAUGAGCCCCGCCGAGCGCUUCUUCAUGUGGCUCGGCGGUUUCCGCUCGUCGGAGCUCCUCAAGGUUCUCGCGAGCCAUCUGGAGCCGCUGACGGACCAGCAGCUGAUGGGCAUCUGCAACCUGCAGCAGUCGUCGCAGCAGGCAGAGGACGCGCUGUCGCAGGGGAUGGAGGCGCUGCAGCAGACGCUGGCGGACACGCUGGCGUCGGCGGCCGCCGCGGUGGGCGGCGCCGACAACGUCACCAACUACAUGGGCCAGAUGGCCAUCGCCAUGGCCAAGCUCACCACGCUCGAGAACUUCCUCCGCCAGGCUGAUCUCCUGAGGCAGCAGACGCUGCAGCAGAUGCACCGGAUCCUGACGACGCGGCAGGCGGCGCGGGCGCUGCUCGUCAUCAGCGACUACUUCUCGCGGCUCCGGGCGCUGAGCUCUCUGUGGCUGGCGCGGCCGAGGGACUAGCGCUAGUGGAGUUUAGAGGAAGGAGACGAACCUGAUGCUGUAUUCUCAAGGAGAUUUUUGAUCGCUGAAAUGCUGAAUGCAGCUGAGAGCCUGAGUGCAUGAGUAGUUUGGGCUCUUGGCUGCCAGGUGCAGCAGCAGCAGCAGCUACCUUGAUUAGUAAUAGUGUAGUAAGAACUAAUCCAUUCUAGUGUACAAUGCCAAAGGAGAAAUUUUACAUCCCUGCUUCUAAUCACUGGUACUACGCAUGUUCCCGUGGAAUUUCACUUGGUCUUGAGCUAAACGAUUUGCUGAUGGAGAAAUUUUA
Messenger RNA from Oryza brachyantha (malo sina), 1876 nucleotides. Its product is annotated as transcription factor TGAL3. The transcript is spliced from 12 exons. Gene Ontology annotation, biological process: DNA-templated transcription; regulation of DNA-templated transcription. The coding region runs from base 1 to 1572 and encodes 523 amino acids. Gene Ontology annotation, molecular function: sequence-specific DNA binding; DNA-binding transcription factor activity. Lineage: Eukaryota; Viridiplantae; Streptophyta; Magnoliopsida; Poales; Poaceae. The record is from RefSeq and is a predicted model, not a curated record.